AUGCCUUGGCGCCAGAGGAGAUCCGACGCCUUCUACGGAUAUACGCCUGAGCCAAUUGGCCACCACCACCACACCGGACGAUACUGCCACAGCCACCAGAUCAGACGUGCCGCCGCCAUUCGACAAGUCCAGCGUCCCAUCUGCCCCAUGGCUGUUGUCGUUGCAGGCCCACGCGCAGCCGAGGCCACUCCCAUGCGCCCUUUUGCAUGUGUACGCCCUACGGCCAACUCCGGCGCCCCCCCAGGCCAGUCCCUCGUCUCGCAUCGCCCGCCCGUUGGCAGACGGUACCUACAGCAGCCAAGCAAACGGUAG
This is a messenger RNA of Bipolaris zeicola 26-R-13, 312 nucleotides long. RefSeq lists its product as uncharacterized. The record is from RefSeq and is a predicted model, not a curated record. NCBI's taxonomy places the organism in Eukaryota, Fungi, Ascomycota, Dothideomycetes, Pleosporales, Pleosporaceae. The transcript has 2 exons. The coding region runs from base 1 to 312 and encodes 103 amino acids.